Messenger RNA from Paramecium pentaurelia, 696 nucleotides. NCBI's taxonomy places the organism in Eukaryota, Ciliophora, Oligohymenophorea, Peniculida, Parameciidae. The record is from the annotation of a GenBank genome assembly.
AUGAUCCUGUUUGAGAAAUUUCAAGCAACUAAUCUCCUGAUGGUUUAAUAUGAUUUGAUCUAUGAAAAAUAACUGUAGAAUCAUAAGAUGAUUUAUUUAAAAGAAUCAAUAAUAAAGAGAUCUGUUUAAAAAAGAAUUUCAAUAAAAAGAAUUAGAUCUCUUGCAAAAAAUUAGAUUAAAAAUUUCAAUUUAUUUCUCUUAUUACGAUUUUUGAAUUUGGGUUUAAUAAAUAAAAACUUCAUCUGCAUGUUGUAAUAAGUGUAUUUACUUUGGUUAAGAACUGAAAAAAAAUGUAUUCCAACUAUUAAUCUAGCAUAUUCGGAAAUGAAAGUUUUGAAAGAAUAAAAUAUAAAAAUAAAAUAAAUCUCUAAUUUUAGUAAAGAUGUACUAUUUAAAAUUAAAGAUAUUAAUUAAACAGAAGAUCACUAUAAAGCCAAUUGCUUAGCAAUUAAUAUAUAGAUAAAUAAAUAUUAUGCUGUAUUAAAGAAGGGUUCCAUGAUAAAUAUGUUUAAUAAUAGGUUAUUCAUUUUUUCUGAAUUAUUCAAAUAAAAUGCAGUUUAAAUUUUAUAGGAAGAAGGACCAUUUUUAAUCUUGUUUAAGAAAUGCCUCUCUAAAUUCAUAGAGAAUUUUGUUGAGCAAUAAUUCCAGCACUUGCUUUAUUUAAAAAAUCUUCUUUAAGUAUUAAAAUUUUAAUGA